Messenger RNA from Trametes versicolor FP-101664 SS1, 1218 nucleotides. RefSeq lists its product as uncharacterized. The record is from RefSeq and is a predicted model, not a curated record. The coding region runs from base 1 to 1218 and encodes 405 amino acids. The transcript has a single exon. Lineage: Eukaryota; Fungi; Basidiomycota; Agaricomycetes; Polyporales; Polyporaceae.
AUGCUAAACCACGGGUUCCCCCGCCUCGAGAGUCUUCGCAUGAUACACGCGGCAUCGACAACAUCGAUCUCUCCAACGAUGUUCGCUGCCUUUCACGCCAUUCACUACUCCGACCUGGUUUUACCCCUGUUACGUAUCCUUCGUCUACCACCCAUAUUCUUAACCUCGGGGCUAUCUCUUGACUCUCUGCGUCUCGUCGAGGUAGAGAGCUGCGGUUGCUCGGAAUGCCUUCAACCGGCCCCCGUGCUGCACAGGAUCACUACCGACAUGAUCUCCUCGUUUCUCCAACGGUGCCCAUCUCUCCAAACCCUUCGUUUCGUCGGACUGGGGUAUCCCUCUAUCGCAGAGACUGCUCCUAGUCCUUCCGUUGAGCGAAUUGUGUUUGGCAGCCUCGACACACUCGACAUCACGAAGUACGACAUUGCCGGUACUGCGAACGUGCUGGACUGCAUCACGCUGUCACCCCGCACCCCAGUCACCCUGGACGUGCCGGACAUGGGGGCGUUCGAGCCAAUAUUGCAGACGGCGUUGCGCAAUUUGCCUGUCUUCUCGACAACGGUCCCGCACUUGCGGAUUGUCGUGCACUUGUGUACAGCCACGAAACCCUUCAGAUUGCAAUAUUUCCUCCCCGAUGGUUCAUCGCCAUUGGCACUUUCCGAACGACGAUCAGGUGCAUCCCACAGACUAUCUAAUUGCGUUGCCCGCGCACGCGAGGUGCUCGCGAUGCUCCCCUCAACCUCUGUCACCACCUUGGAGAUGCGAAAUAUUCCUUCGCAAGUACUCGGAAAGGACCCUCAGGCCGCCGUCUUCCUGCAAGACAUCCUCGUCACGUUACCCCGUCUCGCCGCAUUGACCCUCGACCUCACCUCAGAUGCGGUGCUCUCCUCCCUGACGCCGGUCCUCCAGUCCACGGCCGAGGGCGCCGGUGUGAUCUGCCCCGUGUUGCAGGCCCUCACGCUCCGUUGGUGCGUUCCUUCUGAACAUGACGCGGAUGUGUUCAUUGCGAACUGCAAUCGGAUCAAGGCGGCACUCGACACCCGUGCGAAGCUCGGUAGCCGACUAUCAGCCUUUUCCUUCAAAUGUGCGCGGAUAUCCCGUCUGGAAGGUCCUGCGAAGCAGGAAAAGGAGUUGCUACGCAAGCAUCUGGAGGAGGUCUUCGCCACGACGGCGGACCAGGUUGCGGUGGAGGUGUACAAAAAGGGUAUCGCGACGAACUAA